CCGCGCUUCCUCCUCCGACACCGCCGCUCCGUGGCGCAGAUUCCGCGCGCUCUGCCCCGCCGUGGAGCGCUUCCUGUCGGCCGCCAUCGAGCUGCGCAGGCGCCUGGGGAGUUUGUGUUUUCCGCUCCGCGUCGCUUCUCCGUGCAGCGCGGCAGACUCCAGCGCGGCAGCCGGAGAGCAGGCGAGCCCGGCGGACACCAUGAGCAGCGAGCAGCCGCCGCGGGAGAUCAGCGCUCCGGUCACCAUCACCGUGGCCAUCCAGGCGGCGGAGGAGGACGAUGAACCGGACGAGGAGCCGUCCUGCAACACCAUCGAGCUCCAGACCGGCAGCGGCAGCGAGGACGAGCUCGGCAGACACGACAAAUCCAGUGGCGCGGGCACCAGCGGUGGCGAGCUGGAGGAGGAGAGCUGGCAGCCUCCAGACCCAGAGCUCAUCCAGAAGCUGGUGGCGCAGAUCGAAUAUUACCUGUCGGAUGAAAACCUGGAGCACGACGCCUUCCUGCUGAAACACGUGCGCAGGAACAAACUGGGCUUCGUCAGUGUCAAACUGCUCACGUCCUUCAAGAAGGUCAAGCACUUGACGCGGGACUGGAGAACCACGGCGUAUGCCUUACGCCACUCCAACCUGCUGGAGCUGAACGAUGAGGGCCGGAAGGUGCGCCGCAGGUCGACCGUGCCAGUUUUCGCCAGUGAAUCUCUGCCGAGCCGCAUGCUUCUACUGAGCGAACUGAAGCGCUGGCCGGAGCUGGGCAUCGCCCUCGGCGGAGAUUCCAACAACGGAAGUGGUCCGACCCAGCAGGAGCGCCUCAUGGAGCUGCUUCUGAAGGCCUUUGGAAACUACGGCCCGAUCGCCUCCGUGCGAGUUCUCAAACCAGGGAAGGAUUUACCAGCCGAUCUGAAGAAACUCAGCGGGCGCUACUCGCAGCUAGGCACAGAAGAAUGCGCAAUUGUAGAGUUCGAAGAAGUAGAAGCAGCAAUGAAAGCCCAUGAGGCGGUCGGCGGAGAGGGAGGAAAUCGAGGACCGCUAGGAUUGAAAGUGGUGCUAAUCGGCACCAAGCCACCGAAGAAAAAAGUUCCUAAAGAUCGGCCGAGAGAUGAAGGAAUCGGCGGCAUGCGUAAGAGUCGCUCCCUGAAUAGCCGCGUACGAGAGUUGCAGUAUCACGGAGACGACUCAGCCGCAAGUUCAUCAGAAACCGAAAGCAAUCCGACAUCUCCACGAUUAGCUCGAAAGUCACGCUCAUGCAACAAGCUCAGUCCGACAAGUGCAGGCCCGAACCAUCUCAGCCCGGUGGUUUCACCUAGGUCCAGUCCGUGGAGCAGCCCACGCGCUAGUCCAUGCACCCAGCGCAAAACACAUCCAUCGGGGAAGUCUCCGCUGGCUAGCGAGGGUCGCUUGAGUCCUGAGCCAGGACGCCGUUGGGCAGACUAUUCCUCAGACAGUAGCCUGACCCCGUCGGGAAGCCCUUGGGUCCAGAGGCGCAAGCAGGUCGCUAGUCAGGAGAGCAGCCCGGUGGGAAGCCCAAUGCUAGCCCGGAAGAUCCAGAACGCAGACGGGCUUCCUCCGGGUGUGGUGCGGCUUCCGAGAGGACCGGACGGCACACGAGGCUUUCACUGUCCUCCGCUCGGCAAAACUGCGUCCACACAGACCUGUCUAUAAAGAUCUUCUGUCGCCCCAAACACUCUGAACGCAGUCAUGACCAUCUCCUGUCCUUUUGUAAAACCUUUUUUCUAUAUGCUAUUUUUGUUAACGUUUUAUACAUCUUAAUUUGACUGAAUGAUGGCAUCGCCGCAUGGGGAAGCAGGCGGGAAACAUAUUUAAGUUUUAACCAUCACCGUUGUAUAGAUGCACGUUUUGUAAAGACCUUCUGAAGGGGUUGCCCUGGUGUCUGACUCUCAUGUUGUACAUGUAUUGUGUGUGUGUGUGGGUCGUCGUUCAGGCAUUCUGUUGGGAUCUCAGUGACACCGUAUGCCUUUCUGAAGACCCCUAAUCUCGGGAAUCCCUUCGGUUUUAUUUGAUUUGAUUUCUGUUGUCCUUUAAUAUGCUUCUCAUUUUAGCGGUUUUCGGAUCAGCUGGGAUCUGCUUUCUUUUGUCUUUGGUUCGAGUCCUCUCCGCUUCCUCUCCGCACAGUGAAAGAGUGUUUGAGGUUUCUGUCCUGAGCACAAACGCCUCGUAUUCUUGCCUUCAUCUGAAUUAAGGCGCUGCGCAGUCUGCUUCCUUACUGUACAAAUAAAUCACUUCAAUCGCA
This is a messenger RNA of Danio rerio (zebrafish), 2246 nucleotides long. RefSeq names its product La ribonucleoprotein 6, translational regulator a (gene larp6a). Gene Ontology annotation, cellular component: nucleus; ribonucleoprotein complex. The record is from RefSeq and is marked provisional. Lineage: Eukaryota; Metazoa; Chordata; Actinopteri; Cypriniformes; Danionidae. Gene Ontology annotation, biological process: RNA processing; animal gross anatomical part developmental process. Gene Ontology annotation, molecular function: nucleic acid binding; RNA binding.